AGUAUUUAACAGUAACAGAUCUUGGGCUGUCUGGAGCUCAGAGUUGGAGGACCAUGACUGGGGGAGCAGUGACUUCCAUCUCUGGUAACCAAAAUUAAUGUAAGUUUUCCAGCAGAAAUCUCCUUCUGCCAGAAGACAUAUAUAUGCAAGUGAAAGCAAGAUGGCCCAGAUCCCGACCAGAUGGCCGGUUUCACCGUGCGGUGCCUGAGGUGGUCAUCAAGAUCUACAUUUGGCUGCAGCAGACUCGAAAUGAUGUCCAGUUGAUGCUGCAUGUUUCAUUAGUAUCAGUCGGUGCUGGCUGGAAAAGAAGGGAGAAGAAUGGACUCCAUUAUAUCACUUGGAUACAGCAUAUUAACGAUAAGCUUUGAUGGCUGCCUCCAGUCUCUACCCAGUCCUGUCCGUGGACAGCAUUUCUGUUAGCAGUGAAAGUGUCACUGAAGGGUGCAGACCAUGAGUCACAGGCGUUUUCCCAGCUUGGAUAUGCAGGACAUCCACCAUGAAAUUGCAAAUGUGGAUUAUGGUACAGCCAGAAGUGAUUGCCUGGAGCAGUGCCCUGACAGGCAGCCCACAGAUUGUCUACCAGCAGUCCACAGGAGGAAUGGGAGAGGCGGAGGAAGCUGUGUCUGAGGCAUCUCCUGAGGAUGCUUCAGGACCCACCACUGUCACUGGUUGUUUCAGCAGCAACAACAAGCUGUGAGCGUGUUUGUCAGCUGACUGAUCUGUUAUCCAAAUUGGGUUUUCUGCUGCUGUCGCCAUCUUGUGAGCCAUGGGGAGCCCACCAGCCAAGAUGAAGAUUUGUCCCAUCUACAUGCUCUCUGUAAGAAUCAUACAAGCCAGGAACAUCAAAUCAAGAGACCUGUGGACAGUUCCACUUUCCUGCCAAAACCUUGCGGGGCAAUGUUAUUCACUGCUUGAUACCAGUCUGAAGUAUUUAGGCAUCUCGGGCUGCAGUAGACAUCUUCAGUCAAGUCCAGACUCCAGCUCUGAAAGACAUCAUCUCGGGGAUUUCUUUUCACACCGAUGUCAAGCUCCACAAAUGACUGCAUCAGACUGCUAUGUGCGCUUGUGGCUGCCAUCUGCUUCAAAUGAAAAGCUUCAGACCAAAACCAUCAAGAAUUCUGACAACCCUGUCUGGAAUGAGACUUUCUACUUUAGGAUCCAGAGAGAAGUUGAGAACGUUUUAGAAUUGGCAGUGUGUGAUGAAGAUCCACUUACGAAAGAUGACAUGCAGUUCACAGUUCUUUUUAACGUUGCUAGAGUCAGACCUGGAGAGAGAGUCCGUGAGACAUUUGCUUUGAAAUCAGAGAAAGAGAGGUGCUCUAAGAAAUGGGAAAGUUUGGAAGUGGAAUUCUGGAUGGAAAAAAUUCCUGGCCCUCCAGAGUAUGUCAUUACCAAUGAUGUCCUAGUGUCACGUGAAGUUUGGUGCUUGGAAGUGCAAGUGGACAGUAAUGAAAGCAGGAAAUAUUUGAAAGAGGGUAAAAAUCUUGUGCUUACGGUGCCUGCAUCUCAUGAAGGAACACAGAAAGCUACAGAGGACACAGAUACUUUCUACUUCCAUUGUGUGAAGGCCUGGGAGCCAGUUCUAAAGGCCAGACUGCAGAAAGUUUCUGAUAAAGAAGAUGACAGAAACAAUUUAAGUGACACCUUAACAGUACCACUGAAAUUUCUCCCUGUUGGACACAAAGUGAAAGUAACCCUCCCUGUAAGACAUAAUGUGCCACUGCAGCUGUACCUCCAACUAAAUGAUUGCACGGAAAAACUAGAUGUGCGCUUAGGAUAUGAUCUAUGCCGAGAAGAGCAGGAAUUCUUGCAAAAAAGGAAGAGAGUGGUUGCCAGUGCCCUGAAAAGGGUUCUUCAUUUGGAAAGAGAUCUACAUGGACACGAGGUCCCAGUAAUAGCUGUUAUGGCAACAGGCGGAGGCCUCAGAGCAAUGUCAGCUAUGUUUGGCCACCUUUUGGCUCUUCAGAAGCUAAAUCUGUUGGACUGUGUUACCUAUCUCACUGGGGCUUCUGGCUCAACAUGGACCCUAGCAGACCUGUAUGAGCAUGCAGAUUGGUCACAGAAGACUCUGGAGGGGCCACUCAGAGCAGUAAAAGAACAAGUGACAAAAUGCAAACUCAACCUUAUGUCUAUGGAACAUCUGAAAUAUUAUCACAAGGAACUUGCUGAAAGGGCAAAAGCUGGACACGUCUCAUCUUUUACAACGUUGUGGUCACUUGUUCAGGAAAUGUUCUUACAUGAACGGCCGAGAAAGUACAAACUCACAGACCAGCGCAAGGCACUGGAGCAUGGACAAAACCCACUGCCUUUCUAUGCAGUCCUCAAUGUCAAAGAGGAAAAGUUCAGUACUUUCAAAUUUAGAGAGUGGACAGAGUUCUCUCCUUAUGAGGUGGCCAUACCAAAAUAUGGAGCCUCCAUUCGUUCAGAAUUUUUUGACAGCGAGUUUUUCAUGGGAAGGCGAGUGAAGAAGCUGCCAGAAUCUCGGAUCUGCUAUCUGGAAGGUCUUUGGACAAACAUUUUUACUAGGAAUUUGCUGGAUGGCUUAUACUGGUCCUCAAAUUCAAAUGAAUUCUGGGAACGAUGGGCCAAAGAUAUGGUAGAUAUAGAAAAACAUUCCCCUGAGGAGGAUACCACUAUCAUCGAGCCUCCAUCUUGUUUGUCAGGGAAGUUGUAUGAAAUGUUUCAGGACAUUAUGACCAAGCGUCCGCUACUGGGAAAGUCUCAUAACUUCCUGAGAGGCUUAGAAUUUCAUAAGGAUUAUAUCCAUCAGAAAAAAUUUAUUGAAUGGAAAGACACUGUGCUGGACUCCUUCCCUAACAAUCUGACACCGCUGCAGAAAUAUCUUUGCCUGAUAGAUGUUGGCUAUUUCAUUAACACCAGUGGUGCAGCACUUUUCAGGCCAGAAAGGAAUGUAGAUGUCAUUAUUUCACUUGAUUAUGGUUUGGGGAAUGUGUUCAAGCAAUUGGAGAUGACAUACAAAUACUGCAAGAUACAAAAAAUCCCUUUCCCCAAAGUGGAGCUAAGUGAAGAAGAGGAGAAGAACCCAAAGGAAUGUUAUGUGUUUUUGGAUCCAGAGGACCCCAGAGCACCCAUAGUAAUUCAUUUUCCCCUGGUGAAUGACACCUUUAAGGAAUUCAAGGAGCCUGGGGUAAAGCGCAGUCUCUCAGAGAUGGACGAAGGCAAAGUAAAUCUGGAGAACAACUGCUCACCCUAUUACCUCAUUAGGCUAAUCUACUCCCCUGAAAAUUUUGACAAACUCGUGAACCUAAGUAAAUACAACAUCCUCAACAACAGAGACCUGCUCCUCCAGGCAAUCCAGAGUGCCGUGGAACGGAAAAGAAGUGGCAGGCCUGGGAAUCUCCCCAGCCACUCUGGAGCUGAAUAUGCAUAGGCUGAGUUUUUGUACUUUUCCCCACUGAAGGCUAUGACGGUCACAUUACAACACACAACAAUCACAUUAUAACAUGUCACAGUCACAUUACAACACAUCACAGUGUUCAUUAUUUGCAGGAAAUUGAGAAAACCUGUACAUUUCUCAUCUUGCCUUGUUCAAGUUCCUAGCUUUCAAAAGGGUUUUUUAACCUUCCUUCACCAAGUUUUCAGACCAUAAAAGCCUCCCACUCCGGUUUUACUUGAUAAGAUAGGAGGGUCCUGGUUAGCAGAGACCUUCCAGGAACUUCCCAAUGUUAUACAAAAUGGUGGUGGUGAUAGUGAUAGUUCUUUAUAUGUGCCUGUUCCCUCAAUCCUGAGCCCAUUAUCAGUGUCUUUUGAAUGAUUCACUACAAACUAAGUCCUGGCCAUUUGCAUUCAGUAAUGUCCAGAUUUUCAGAUGAUAGGCUGAGUACUAGAAUUUGCACUGAAUUGGUGGGCUCAGCUCUGAAGUCAGGCCAAAGAGUCAUAUAUACCUGUGAAUAAUAGCCUAACUGCAACGUGGACCAUUACAUUCUGUCUGGCCGAUUCCCCCUGCUGAUCUAGAAGUUAUUCCUUUAUUCCAUUCCGCUGCAAGAGUCUGGCACAGAAAUGCUGCUCCAGACUGUCCCAAGGGGGGCAGUUACAUUUCAAGGAGAGAGGACAUGAGCUGCAGAGGGCGAGUCAUUCUUAGAGUUUUGGCUGGAGGAAAAAUUCUGCAUAAGACAUGAGUGAUUAUAUUAAUUUAUACGGGUAGAGCCUUUAUGAAUAAAAAUGUCAAGAGCUUUUGAUACCUGAAAUUCAGGGAGGGUAGUUACCAUAGACACAAGUACACUUAAUUUAAUAAUUAAUGACCAAGACAUAAGCUAGUGUUCCUUAUGUGUGUGAACUGAGUGUAGGAUGUAAAAGAGUGUAUAGUCAUUGUGUUUCACACCCAGAAGAUUUUUUUUCCCUUUACAGUCUUCAAUUCCUAACAUCAUAGGCAAGGUAUUUUUAAUAGGUGCUACAGUAAAACAGAGCACAAAUAAAAAAAAAAAUAUUUUUCACACAUCCUUGCUGGAAGAAAAUAUUUGGAAAAAUGAUGCCUGGUUUUUAUUUGCUUUGGAGUACGGUGAGAGACAUUGCCUUGAACUAGGAGCUUAGAAUAACUUUUAUAGCCCUCCACUAUAUUAAAAAGAUGAUAGGGAAAGAUGCUGAGCAAUACAAAACAGAGCUCCACAGAAGUCGGAGAAGUUACCAUAUUUCAUAGCACCGGAGGAUUUGGACCUGCUUCUGGCAUGUUUAAUCCAAGCACAGCAUAUUCACGGAGAUGGAGUCCUCCUAGGAAAAUCGUGCACAUUUCUUCUGUAUUGGAAAUUUACUUGAUAUCUAGAAUAAGUUGUACUUGAAAUGAAAAAUUAAACAAAGAGAAGCAGGGGUCUGCCUUUUUAGCAUAUGCAGACAGUAUCCAAGCUCAGAGGGAGAGCAUUUACAAAAGUCGUUCGUUGCCUGAACCCAGUACCUACUAAAUGCUGUCUUUUGCUCAUAAAGGCAGUGAAUAAGCUUCAGCGCUAUUCCUUGUACAACGCUUAUCUGUUGAGUUGAGUACCAUGCAAAACCUGAGGAGUCGUAACAGCUGUGAGUGCAACUGUACAACUGAAUUCAGACCAUGAGAAGAAAAGAACUAAUCAGAUACUGGCUGCAGGAAAGAAAUAAAGAGCUCUUUUGAGCUGAAAAAUAAGAUGGCAGCAGGGUUGUAGCUACAAGCAGGAUCUGUGACCUUUGCACAGGAGCACAUUGUGGCUCAGUAUGCCAGGUAUACAAAGCCCCUGCUUGCCUCGGCCAGGCAAUGGGCGCGGGGUGGUUGGACAAGGAGUGAGUGACACCACUGACAGCGCUGCCCAGCUCCUUGCCCUCUCUGCGCUGGGGCACCUGGGGCAGGGAGCGAUCGCUCACACUCAGGAACCUUGACAGCAUGUACCCAGCAGCAACGCAUCUCGGAUGCGCAGACAAAAUUGGGUUUCUUUAAAUGCUCCAUAAGUCGAUAACUGGGGCACAAUUGGUGCAUGCAUAGUGCUGCUAACACAAACAUAAAUGUACACUAAAAUGUGAAAGAGACCUAAAAAAAUCCUCCACACAGGCUGUUCAGGUAACUCAGAAGGUUACCUGAACAAGCUCUUUUUUUUUUUUUUUUUUAAUGCUGUUUUGCAUUUCAGAGCCUGAAAUUAUGUGAGGGCUGUAUCAUUGCCCAUGAGAGGAGUGGUGGGGGGUUUUUCUCUUUUUUUUUUUUUUUUUUUUUUUUUGUAGCACAAAGCUGAAGGAUUACGUUGCUGGCCUGAGUGUGUGUGGCAGGAGGCCCUGGAGGGUGUCUGUGAGGGCAAAGACUGAGGACUCUGCAGUGUGGUGGGACGUGGACCUGGCACACUUGCCCACACAGCCAGUCAGGAUGUGGUAGCUGGCACAUGCUGUCUCCCUGACCACAGCUGGGCUGUGUUUCAGCGCACGCUAAUUUAGACAGCCUGAAAACCACAAAACUACAGAGCAUCCUUACAGCAACAUGCAGCUGGUCAGUGACCUGUGCUUGGGUCUGCUCCUUUGUCCUGUUCUUUCUAGUGCACAUGGAGUCUAAGGGAACGGACCACUGAGAUGCUGUGUGUUUGUUCCUCAAAUGCUGUGUGUUUGUUCCCCAUCCCCAGUCUUGCCUGGCCUUGUGCCACAUGCUGUCAAAUGUCUGCUUGACCAGAGCACAUGAAAACCAGAGCAGGCACAACGAGGAGAAUGCCUAUCUGCAUCUCGCCAUGAAAAAGCAUGUGACUUGCUUAUAAACAGGUCCGUGCUGUUCUGGAGUUAUGUUUGUUUAACCGCUCAAGAUGAGUUCAUGCGUGCAACAUGCUCAUCCAAAAAUGCACCCCAGAUCACUGCUCUCAGAUGAACAUUCAGCUGGUAAACCCCCAGAAAUACAGAGCUUGCUCUCAGCUGCCAAACACAAAGGAAACAAAAGUUUAUUCUUAUAACUGUUAGCUACUCUUUAUAGAAAUUGCUUAUGUCUUUUAACUGUUUAAUAAUAUAUUCAUUAAAAAUACAAUAUUGCAAAAGA
This is a messenger RNA of Cygnus olor (mute swan), 6484 nucleotides long. RefSeq names its product phospholipase A2 group IVB (gene PLA2G4B). The coding region runs from base 767 to 3391 and encodes 874 amino acids. Gene Ontology annotation, biological process: glycerophospholipid catabolic process. Gene Ontology annotation, cellular component: cytosol. NCBI's taxonomy places the organism in Eukaryota, Metazoa, Chordata, Aves, Anseriformes, Anatidae. The transcript has 26 exons. The record is from RefSeq and is a predicted model, not a curated record. Gene Ontology annotation, molecular function: calcium-dependent phospholipid binding; calcium ion binding.